AUGAGCUCACAAUUAGAAAAACAGGAUUUGUUUAGUACAUGCACAAUUGUGCCUUUUGGUCGCAACGCUGGUGAAUUCCAGUUAAAUGUUUGUUGCUCUAUGGGGCCGGAGUUUAUUAAUAAAAAUCUACCAAAUUCAACCGACGACUGGGAGUCUUACAUUACCGAAUGCAAUGGUUCCGUUACUUUGUUAACUAUGAACCAAACUGACAAUAAGUAUAUUGAAGCUAUGAAGUGUUACAACCAAUGGAAUGAGUCUAAUCCAAAUUGCAUGUUGCUUGGAACAUUUGAAUUAACAUGGUUUGGUCCUUGUGAUGAAAAGUGUAAUUCACCUGAAAAUAAAACGUUGAGUUGUACUAUUACAGGAAAUAUGCUAAUUAUUUCUGGCGAUAUUCCUGAAAUAAAUAUUAUGCUCCAAACAAUAUUUACACCUUCACUUGUUGAAUCAUAUGGUAAUUUAAAUUUACCUAUGUUUGGCAUCUGUGAUACCUUGAUUAAAAAUUUAAAUGGGCAUGUCAAAUAUUUUGAAAAGAGAAUUAGGAAAGAAACUGAAGAGACGGCAUAUAAAACAUAUUUAUAUAGUCGUUCUACAAAGAAAUUUUUUGUGGAGUCCAGAAUGCAUUUAUUAAAACUGUCAAAAGCAGUUGAUGAAUGCGGUGAAUUCAUUUUGUUGUUGAGCAAAAUGUUAGUUGAUAACAAAAUAACAGACCACAAGUUCAAUAACGAAAAAUUUGUCGAAAAAACACAAAACCGAAUUGCAGAGUUAUUUAUUGUCCUUAAAGACCUUAAAGAGGUACAAGAGAUCAAUAGAGCUAAAACUUUCGACUCUAUUGGGAAAAUAACAAAAACUUCUAGUUAUUUACUUGCUGUGGUGUUGGUAGCUAUUGGGUUAAAACAAAUAUGCCCCAUCCAACUCUCAAAAAUAAUUAUUACCAAAGAUCACCUAUCAUUUGUAAUAAUUAUCGCAAGCGUAAUCUUUGUGCUGCUAGUAUUGUUCCAUUUUGGGAAGGAUGGUCUGGCUAUACGACUAUAUAGAUAUAAACCUGUAGGAAACUUUGAUAAAAAAAGAAUAGAAACUGUUUAA
Messenger RNA from Maudiozyma saulgeensis, 1083 nucleotides. The record is from the annotation of a GenBank genome assembly. NCBI's taxonomy places the organism in Eukaryota, Fungi, Ascomycota, Saccharomycetes, Saccharomycetales, Saccharomycetaceae.